Molecule: messenger RNA, 1434 nt
Organism: Caenorhabditis remanei
Lineage: Eukaryota; Metazoa; Nematoda; Chromadorea; Rhabditida; Rhabditidae
Exons: 10
Coding region: 1-1434 (477 amino acids)
Biological process (GO): proteolysis
Molecular function (GO): metallocarboxypeptidase activity; zinc ion binding
Source: RefSeq, a predicted model, not a curated record
AUGCGAUUGAUAGCCGUGUCCUCAAAGUUCACAGUAUGGAGAGUGCAGCCGACAACACAAGAUCAAGUAGAUAUUUUACAGAAUUUGUAUAUGCAUGAUGUGAAGUUAGACUUCUGGAAAUCUCCAUCAGAAGCCGGAAAGGAGGUCCAUGUGAUGAUUUCUGAUGAGAAGACACCUAAGUUUUUACAAGAAAUGGAUGAUCACUCGAUAGCUCAUUCAGUUAUGAUUGAUGAUGUUCAGAAAGUGAUUGUCGAGCAGAAGGAGAAACGGGAUAAACUGCGAAAACAGGUUCGAUUACACGAUUGGAGGGAACAAAAGGUUCAAUUCAAUCUGGCUCAAUAUCAUUCGUUUGCUGACGUCAUCAACUAUUUGAAUUCUCUAGCCAUCACAUACCCAGAGUUAGUAUCAGUUCAGCCAAUUGGAACGACUCAUGAAGGAAGACAGAUUCCAUUGAUUAAAAUAACAAACAAGCGAAACGGUGGAACGAAACGAGGAAUCUGGGUUGACGGUGGUAUUCAUGCACGCGAAUGGGUCUCCCCGUCUACAGUACUCUAUUUCAUUCAUCAACUGGUGACUCAAUAUGAUAAAGAUGCUCAAAUAAGACAGUUUGUGGAUACAUUGGAAUGGUAUAUUGUUCCACUUCUCAAUCCAGAUGGUUAUGAAUACAGUAGAAGUAGUAAUGAUCCAGAAAUUCGAUUGUGGAGAAAGAACAGAUCACCACCAAAGUGUAUUCAACAAGCAACUGGGCUAUUCCAACCACCAACAACAACGUGUUGUCAAGGAGUAGAUCUGAAUAGAAACUUCGAUUGGUUCUUCGGACAAGUUGGCUCUUCGACUGAUCCAUGCUCUGAAAUCUAUCAAGGAGCUUAUGCAUUCUCUGAGCCAGAAACUGCCGCUGUUAGAGACUUUGUUCAAAGACAUCGAAUCUCCACUUUCUUGACUUUCCACUCGUAUUCUCAGAUUUUGAUGUAUCCAUUUGGACAUCAAGUUAGGACUUAUUCCAAUGAUUUGAAUGAUUUGAGAUCAACAGCUUUAUCAGCAGCUCAAGCAUUGAAUAGCGUAUACAACACUCAAUAUAAAGUAGGAACUGGGGCUGAUACUCUCUACCCAGCAUCCGGUGGUUCAGAAGAUUGGGCCAAGGGAAAAGCUCAUGUCAAAUACUCAUUCCUAUUCGAGUUGAGACCAGAAGAACAAGUUUGGGAUGGAUUUUUGUUGGCUGAAAACCAGAUUAUUCCAACUGCUCGUGAGACGUGGGAAGCUGUGAAAGUUAUCGCAGCCAAAACAAUCGAGUUACCAUCAAACACUCAUAGAGCACCGCCAAAGCGAUGCGUAGAUCAUGACUCUCUCUGCCCGUCUUGGGCGCAAGGCGGAGCUUGUGAAAACUGGCCAGAAAUGCGUCUGAGGUGCCCCAGAUCAUGUCAAGUCUGCGUUUAA